GACCGGCAUCUACUGUACUUACACAAAACCGUAAUGGAAUCCUUCAACCUGGUUGCAACCUGCAGUCCAUUCGCGCUUUCGUUUUGAAGGGUAUCGCUAUGUCGAAAGUAUCGAUAUCUACUUGCGGAUUGCGCAUAUGUGGCUCUUCCGCAGCUACUGAAGAGGGGGACACGGCGUGGACGCGGCGCUGUACAUUCUGCAACGUGUCGAAAUCAAAUGGAUUCGACGUAGUAUGGGAGGACGAUCACUUCGUCGCAUUUCGGGAUCAUAAUCCUGCCGCCGAGCACCAUUUUCUCGUGAUUCCCAAAGAACAUGUCGGAACAGUGAAAACUUUGACUAAGUCGGAUGUGGACAUGGUUCAAAGAUUAGUUAAAAUUGGCCAUACGCUUUUGAGCGACCAUAAUGUUCCUGAAAAUCAACGACGUCUAGGCUUUCAUAUACCCCCAUUCAGCUCAGUUCCCCACCUGCAUUUGCACGCUCAAGGACUUCCUUACAGGUCUCUUUUUCGCAAAAUGAAGUAUGCGGUUGCGACCGGUAGAAAGGCUCGCGACAAAGGGUUCUCAUGGUUCGUGGAAGCCGAACAGGAGAUUCGUAUUUUGGGCAAGGGUCAGACUGCUUACUCAUUCGGCUCAUGAAGUCGUGCGUCAUGGCUUCAAGCUUGUUGCAACCAACCACACAUACUGCAUCUGCAGUCCUUGGCAUCGCUGAACUUCGAAGGUCAUUUUUAGAGAUAGUGCCUGACUUGCUUCUUCCGGCCCUUUGCAACACUCUUUAACUGAG
This is a messenger RNA of Somion occarium, 780 nucleotides long. Lineage: Eukaryota; Fungi; Basidiomycota; Agaricomycetes; Polyporales; Cerrenaceae. The record is from the annotation of a GenBank genome assembly.